CGAGCAACAUCGUUAAAAAUCAAUACUCCCAUCAGUCUGAAUGACAGUGUUAGCCUUGGUAGUAGCGCAGCCCUUUCCAGCUGAAUUGAAAAAUCUAAAGAAGAAAAAUUGGAAAAUUAUUAAAUCGUCGGGGACUACUUUUUUCCCUAGGAAAAGGGAGGGGGGCGUGUACACUGGUCGGCCAUGAUAGGUGUCAAGCGGCAAAGCAGUGACGGCAUUCGUUCUUUGCGUCAGUCGGUUUUGUGAAGCUGAUGACUGAAUUAAAGUACAUCGGUACCAUUGUCAUCCGUAAAAAUCUCGUAAUCCAAUUGUUAAAGCCUUGUGAACGGUAGCUAGUCUACUGAAUUAUUAAAAAUCGGAUAGUAGAAGUGAUAAUCAAGGAAAAUCAUACGACAACAGAGCACUGAAGUCAUCGAGCCCAAGGGAAGUUGAUUGAAACACCGUUAAAAUGACGCAGCUACUGCCCAUAAGGUUUCAGGAGCAUCUCCAGCUCACAGCUGUCGGCAUUAACGCCAACAAUGUCAGCUUUAACACCCUCACGAUGGAGUCUGACAAGUUCAUCUGUGUACGUGAAAAAGUUGGUGACACAUCCCAAGUUGUUAUAAUCGACAUGAACGACUCUGCAAAUCCAAUAAGAAGGCCAAUAUCCGCCGACUCGGCAAUAAUGAAUCCAGCGAGUAAAGUAAUAGCACUGAAGGCUCAAAAAACCCUCCAAAUAUUCAACAUUGAGAUGAAAUCCAAGAUGAAGGCCCACACGAUGACAGAGGAGGUGGUCUUCUGGAAGUGGAUAUCACCGAAUACCUUGGCACUUGUAACAGAACAGUCUGUCUAUCACUGGUCAAUGGAGGGUGAUUCAACUCCCCAGAAAAUGUUUGACAGACAUGCCUCGUUGAACGGCUGUCAGAUUAUAAAUUAUCGUACUGAUCCCAAGCAAACGUGGCUGCUGUUGAUUGGUAUAUCUGCUCAGCAUAAUCGUGUUGUUGGGGCCAUGCAUCUGUACUCGGUUGAACGAAAAUGUUCCCAGCCCAUCGAGGGUCAUGCUGCAUCUUUUGCACAAUUCAAGAUGGAGGGAAAUGCUGAGCCCAGCAAUCUCUUCUGUUUUGCUGUAAGAACUGUUCAGGGGGCCAAAUUACACAUUAUCGAGGUGGGACAACCACCAGCAGGCAACACAGCCUUUCCCAAAAAAGCUGUCGAUGUAUUUUUCCCACCAGAGGCUGGCAGUGAUUUUCCAGUUGCUAUGCAAGUCAGCUCCAAAUACGAUGUCAUUUAUCUCAUCACCAAGUAUGGAUACAUUCACAUGUACGACAUUGAGUCUGCAACGUGUAUAUUCAUGAAUCGUAUUUCGGGGGAAACUAUCUUUGUUACCGCACCGCAUGAAGCAUCCGGAGGCAUUAUCGGAGUCAAUCGCAAGGGGCAGGUGUUGUCGGUUUCCGUUGAGGAGGAGAAUAUCAUACCUUACAUCAAUGGAGUUCUCCAGAAUCCAGAGCUUGCACUGAGGAUGGCUGUUAGGAAUAAUUUGUCUGGGGCUGAGGAUCUUUUCGUGAGGAAAUUCAAUAUGCUUUUCCAGAAUGGACAGUAUGCCGAGGCUGCUAAGGUCGCAGCUAAUGCGCCUAAGGGGAUUUUGAGAACACCGGCUACUAUACAACGAUUUCAGCAGGUACCAGCCACUCAAGGACAAACCUCGCCCCUUCUCCAAUACUUUGGAAUUCUCUUGGACCAGGGCCAGCUUAACAAAUACGAAUCGUUGGAGCUGUGCCGUCCAGUGCUUGUGCAAGGUCGAAAACAGCUCCUAGAGAAAUGGCUGAAGGAGGACAAACUCGAGUGUAGCGAGGAGCUGGGUGAUCUGGUGAAACAAGCUGAUCCAACCCUAGCACUGAGUGUUUACUUACGUGCAAAUGUACCCAACAAAGUGAUCCAGUGUUUCGCUGAGACGGGACAAUUUCAGAAAAUCGUACUAUACGCCAAAAAGGUGUCUUACACUCCUGACUACAUAUUCCUCCUGCGAAAUGUCAUGAGAAUAAAUCCAGAUCAGGGUGUUGCUUUUGCUCAAAUGUUGGUGCAGGACGACGAACCCCUGGCCGAUAUUAAUCAAAUUGUCGACAUUUUUAUGGAGCAGAAUAUGGUGCCUCAGUGCACAGCCUUUCUCCUGGAUGCUCUUAAGAACAAUCGUCCAAGCGAGGGUGUCCUUCAGACACGUUUACUCGAGAUGAAUCUUAUAUCUGCACCUCAGGUUGCUGAUGCAAUUCUUGGCAAUCAAAUGUUUACACAUUAUGAUCGUGCACACGUCGCUCAAUUGUGUGAAAAAUCUGGAUUACUUCAACGUGCACUGGAGCAUUACACCGAUCUUUACGAUAUAAAACGUGCAGUUGUACAUACUCAUCUACUAUCUGGUGAUUGGCUCGUUGGUUUCUUCGGUACCCUCUCGGUCGAGGACUCACUGGAGUGCCUAAAAGCUAUGCUCACUGCUAAUAUACGACAAAAUUUGCAGAUAUGCGUUCAAAUAGCUACCAAAUAUCAUGAGCAACUCACUACAAAAGCACUGAUCGAUCUUUUUGAGAGUUUCAAGUCGUACGAGGGACUGUUCUAUUUCCUCGGAUCAAUUGUUAACUACAGCCAGGACCAAGAAGUGCACUUUAAGUAUAUUCAGGCUGCCUGCAAAAUUGGACAGAUCAAGGAGGUCGAGCGCAUCUGUCGGGAGAGCCACUGCUAUAAUGCUGAGAGGGUUAAGAAUUUCUUGAAAGAAGCUAAAUUGUCGGAUCAACUGCCUCUUAUCAUCGUUUGCGAUCGUUUUGAUUUUGUUCACGAUCUUGUUCUUUAUCUAUAUCGUAAUAAUCUGCAGAAGUACAUUGAGAUUUACGUUCAGAAGGUAAAUCCAUCACGUCUGCCAGUGGUGGUAGGAGGUCUCCUGGAUGUUGACUGUUCCGAGGACAUAAUAAAAAAUCUAAUCCUCGUAGUACGAGGCCAAUUCUCCACCGAUGAACUGGUUGAGGAAGUUGAAAAACGCAAUCGCCUGAAGCUCCUUCUUCCCUGGUUGGAAUCUCGUGUCCACGAGGGUUGCAUCGAACCAGCAACGCACAACGCCCUAGCUAAAAUCUACAUUGAUAGUAACAACAAUCCUGAGAGAUUUUUGAAGGAAAAUCAAUUCUAUGACAGCCGAGUGGUUGGAAAAUACUGCGAAAAACGUGAUCCUCAUUUGGCAUGUAUAGCUUACGAGCGUGGCCAGUGUGAUCGUGAAUUGAUUGCUGUUUGCAAUGAGAACAGUUUAUUCAAGAGUGAAGCCAGAUAUUUGGUUAGACGUCGGGAUCCUGAUUUAUGGGCUGAAGUACUUCUCGAGAGUAAUCCCUACAAACGUCCUCUCAUUGAUCAGGUUGUGCAAACAGCCCUGUCUGAAACCCAAGAUCCAGAGGACAUUUCAGUAACAGUGAAGGCCUUCAUGACAGCAGAUUUGCCAAAUGAGCUCAUCGAAUUACUGGAGAAAAUUGUCCUCGACAGCUCGGUCUUCAGUGAUCACCGCAAUCUCCAGAAUCUUCUGAUUCUCACAGCAAUUAAAGCCGAUCGCACUCGUGUAAUGGAGUACAUCAAUCGUCUGGACAACUAUGAUGCCCCAGACAUCGCCAACAUUGCGAUUAACAAUGAGCUGUAUGAAGAGGCCUUUGCAAUUUUCAAGAAGUUUGAUGUCAACACUUCAGCCAUUCAGGUGCUCAUUGAACAGGUGGCUAACUUGGAUAGAGCUUAUGAAUUCGCUGAGAGAUGCAACGAGCCGGCUGUAUGGUCACAACUCGCUAGAGCUCAACUCCAGAAGGGGCUCGUCAAGGAAGCAAUCGACAGCUUCAUCAAGGCUGACGAUCCAUCAGCUUACAUUGAUGUUGUGGAAACAGCACAUCGCACAUCUCACUGGGAGGACCUGGUGCGCUAUCUCCAGAUGUCCAGGAAGAAGGCACGUGAAUCAUUCAUAGAGAGCGAGCUCAUCUACGCUUACGCACGCACCAACAGACUCGCUGAUCUGGAGGAAUUCAUCUCUGGGCCAAAUCACGCUGAUAUACAGAAAAUUGGUGACAGAUGCUUUGAUGAUAAAAUGUACGAAGCUGCCAAACUUCUGUACAACAAUGUCUCCAAUUUUGCAAGACUUGCGAUAACUUUGGUCCACCUGAAGGAGUUCCAGGGGGCUGUGGAUUCAGCGAGAAAAGCCAAUUCUACGAGAACCUGGAAAGAGGUGUGCUUUGCCUGUGUUGACAGUGGAGAAUUUCGUCUUGCUCAGAUGUGUGGUCUACACAUUGUCGUUCAUGCUGAUGAGCUCGAGGAUCUCAUCAAUUAUUAUCAGGAUCGUGGACACUUUGAGGAGCUAAUCAAUCUACUGGAGGCUGCACUUGGCCUUGAACGUGCACACAUGGGAAUGUUCACUGAACUGGCUAUUUUGUACAGCAAGUACAAGCCACAGAGAAUGCGUGAACAUCUCGAACUUUUCUGGUCACGUGUCAAUAUUCCCAAGGUGUUGAGAGCGGCAGAGUCAGCACAUCUGUGGGCUGAGCUUGUAUUCCUUUAUGAUAAAUAUGAGGAAUAUGAUAACGCUGUUCUCGCCAUGAUGCAGCAUCCAACUGAGGCAUGGAGAGAGGGACAUUUCAAGGAUGUCAUCACUAAAGUUGCUAAUGUGGAAUUGUACUACAAAGCCAUUCAAUUUUAUCUUGAAUACAAACCACUGCUGUUGAAUGACAUUCUGCUUGUUCUUUCACCGAGAAUGGAUCACACGAGGUCAGUCGCUUAUUUCACCAGAACUGGGCAUCUUCAGCUUGUCAAGCCCUAUCUGAGGUCUGUACAGGCAUUGAAUAACAAAGCGAUCAAUGAGGCUUUGAAUGGAUUGCUAAUCGAUGAGGAGGACUACCAGGGGCUCAGGACGUCUAUCGAUGCCUUUGAUAAUUUUGAUAAUAUUGCCCUUGCCCAACAGCUCGAGAAACACGAGCUCAUAGAAUUCAGGAGAAUUGCAGCUUAUUUGUAUAAAGGAAACAACAGGUGGAAGCAGAGUGUCGAACUUUGUAAGAAGGACAGACUGUUUAGGGAUGCUAUGGAGUAUGCUGCUGAGUCAAGAAAUGCUGAGGUAGCUGAGGAGUUACUCGAGUGGUUCUUGGAGAGGGACUCCAAGGAUUGUUUCGCUGCUUGUCUGUUUUAUUGUUAUGAUCUACUUCAUCCUGAUGUUAUCCUUGAACUUGCGUGGAGACAUAGGAUUCUGAACUUUGCAAUGCCGUAUCUUAUUCAAGUUAUGAGGGAGUACAUCACCAAGGUCGAUAAAUUGGAAGAGGCUGAGAGUAGACGUGUAGAGGAAACCGAUCAUCAGGAGCACAAGCCAAUGAUAAUGCCGGAGCCCCAACUAAUGUUGACAGCUGGGCCCGGUAUGAUGGCACCGGGUUAUGCUCCACAAGCAGUAUACGGUAAUCCAGCAGCACCAGGUGUCUAUGCACCACCGGCCGCUGCUUAUCAGGGCUACGGCAUGUGAGACGGCGCAUUGAAUGAUAAUUUUCACAGCGCUAAUGAACAAUACCAACUUUUCUCAAGGUUUCAAUAGACCAUUCAAAUACGCCGUUUAGUUAAUCAUUAUUUUUCGUAGAAAUUUAAUCGACCUGAACUGCAGUAACUGAUUGAAAAAAAAAACAACUCAUACGAAUGAACAUUCAUAAAAAAUAAACAGAGACUCUGUUAGAUAGUAUCGAACCUAUUGUGUUCGAUUAUUUUGGUGAGAAAGUUGAUACAAAAAUUAUGAAAAUUUGCUGUUGUCCAUCGAGUGCCCAAUUGCCUCGAUGACAUGACUCGCUUCCCCUCUUUCCCCUUCACUGAUUUCUUGUGACAGUUGUCCUUCAGAGAAAAAUUAUUGUCUGUUUGUAAUUAUAAUUUUUCCAGUGCAGUAAUCAGAAAAGUGAAAGAUAAUAAUGACGAGAAAAAUGAAUUAGUUGAACAGAAGAAUUUGUUUUACGUUACAGUCCAUUAGUUUUCAUUUUGACGAGCCAUUCAAAGUAUGUGAAUUUUUCCUCGAAUUUCUCAUGAAUUUUCGUUUGUUGAUAUGUGUAUAUUUAUCCAUCAGCGGAAAAUUAAAGGAAGAAAAAGAAGAUGACCACGAAAUUGGAAAUUAAGAAUAAAAUAUGGAAAAAGUGUCGUGGCAUUUUGUGUUAGAAUUAUUGUAUUUUAUGGAACCGCUAUCAUUAUGAAUUGCCCUCAUUUUUUGAUGAUUAAUAAUUUUCAUAAAGUCGAAACAUUGGUAAAGUAUAGAACGGUUUAUUGUGAAAUUAUGAAUUAUAGAUUGUUAUCGUCUCAUUGAUGUUACAAAUGACGGAUUUUUGAUUGAUGGGAUGAGAAAAUCGGCAGUCACGUGGUUUAGCGUCUAGUGGCAGAAUGAUGUUUUAUAUUUCUUGUGAACCUAUGGCUCAAAGCCCCCAGCGAGUCUAUUAAUUUUUUUUUCUUGGAUUGUAUAAUUUAAUUAGAAAUAAAGCAAUUGUUUUCUCUUAGUUUAUCUGGA
This is a messenger RNA of Diachasmimorpha longicaudata, 6502 nucleotides long. It is a transcript of the gene Chc, whose product is annotated as clathrin heavy chain. The coding region runs from base 449 to 5488 and encodes 1679 amino acids. Gene Ontology annotation, molecular function: clathrin light chain binding; structural molecule activity. Gene Ontology annotation, biological process: intracellular protein transport; receptor-mediated endocytosis. The record is from RefSeq and is a predicted model, not a curated record. NCBI's taxonomy places the organism in Eukaryota, Metazoa, Arthropoda, Insecta, Hymenoptera, Braconidae. The transcript is spliced from 5 exons. Gene Ontology annotation, cellular component: clathrin-coated endocytic vesicle; clathrin complex; clathrin coat of coated pit.